CAAUUCACUCCGCCACGCCUGUCCUCUGCACUUGGCAUUCUUGUCGCUGUUACCCUUUUAAAGCGAAACUCAAGGACAGGAGACGUUGUCAUGGAUGGAUUCUACAACAACAAUGAGAGAGAUGACGUUUGAGGAUCUGCUGAUCUGUAGUGCAUCGUUACCAACUGACUUGUGUUCCGUAGGAUACCAUGUAGGCAGACCUGCUGUUUGGGAUCAGCAUUUUCACUACUGAAGAGUAACUCACAGAUGCACCUUUGCCAAACUUAAUGUACGACAAUGGAUCACAAAGAGGUGUGGACGGAGUUGGACCAGAUUUCCAUGCGGCUUCAGGAGGAUGGUUUGCCUCCAGGGGCCAGCGCGGAGGAGAGGCAGCGCCACCUGUGGCAGCAGCUGCUCAACAGCGAAGGAAAGCUUCAGUCAGCCACCCAGGAGCUGCAGACCCUACGUUUGCAGCAGGCCAAUGAGAUGAAGGAAGUGGAGAGCUAUGUUGCACAUAUUCGUGGGCUGUUAGAAGAGCGUGAGUGUCUGACUGCAGACUAUGAACGAGACAAUGAACACUUGCGACAUGAGCUUCACCAGAUCAGACACCAACAAGAGAACCAGAGCAAGGAGCUAGCAGAGAUGUUGGCUCAGGAGGAUCUCGGGGAGAUGGGCCUGAGCAGCCCUAGUGAGCAGGUGGCAUACUUACUGGUGGAAAGGGCCACACUGCUGGAAAGGCUGGAAGCUGCUGAGAGGAGGCUGGAAAGUCAGAGUCUCAGUGGAAACUUCAAGGAGGUUCACCACCAGGAGCAUAUUCGUGACAUGAUGGGGCAGGACCUACGGCAGCAGAGGGAGGAUGUGCAGAAGACCAUAGAAAACAUGUCGAAGCAGUGUUCAUCCCAGAGUCCAUGGAAGAAGCUGUUUGGCCUGCGCAGGUCUGGUCAGAGCAAACACAAUAUCACCCCUGCCCACAGUGAGGAGAUCUCCCAAGAGCGAAAUGAGCGCCAGCGGCUGGAACGGGACCUGGAAGAGGCGUCUCGGAGGCUGGCGAUGGCUCAUCAGGAUAUCCGCAGACUCACCAAUGAGCUGGAUGCUGCCAAAAACAACAACAUUGACCCAAGUGAUAUGCUUAUAAUCUCAGGAUCUGAGCUUCAGGGAACUGUCCAAGAAGUAGAGAACCUGAGGAAGGAAGUGGACAAACUGAAACACUGUGAUAUGAUGAAGUUGCAGCGAGCCAAAGAGCAAAACGACAAACUAGACGCUGAGAACAGAGCUCUGAGGGAGAGAGUGCGCAUUAUAGAGUCUGAGAAGAAAAAUCUCAGAGACCAGCUGACAGUAAAUGAUGCGGCCAGAGAGAAUCAAAAGGACAUUAGCGUCGAACCACAAAGCAAUCUGUCUGCCUUGUCAACUCAAGAAAAGGAUCACAUUCACAAACGGUGUCAGGAGGCGGUGGAAGAUGGGCUUGUGCAGGUGCGGGACCUGCAACGGCAACUCCAAAGGCUCCGAAAAGGACAGGAAGAGCUGGAGGAGAGGAACGAGGAGCUGGAGGCCCUGCUGGGGGAGGCCCAGAACGCCAGCAAGGAGGAGAGGCAUCGCCAUGAGGGAGAACUGGAAGGACUGCACAGGAGGAUCAAAAGCCUGGAGGCAGAGCUAAAGAAACAGGAUGCCCAAGAAAAAAUGUUGAAGAAUGGGGAAGAGGUCAAAGCCACCGAGUCUUAUCUACAGUUGCACCUAAGGGAUAGCAGCCAGGAGAGACUGGCUCUGCUCGAGGCUCGUCUGACUGAAGAAAAGGACUGGAGGAAACAGCUGGAGUUGGACCUCAGCGCUGCUCAGGCUGCCCUCAAAAAAGAUAAGGAGGCUUUGCAGAUAGGUGAGAAAGAGCUAAAGAAGCUGAGACUUGAGGUCAACAGCCUUCAGACAGAAUGCCAACAGGGGAAAACACUUAUCAAGAGCCUCACCCAGGUUAAAGGGGAAAAAGCAGUUCUGGAGGAAAAGGUGGCCCAGAUGGAGCGUGCCCACAGCAGACUCCAGAAUGAGCUGGAACGCCACAAGGACAGUAACCAAACCCAGGAGGACCUGAGGGAAAACAGGCUUCAGGUCGACCAGCUGCAGGAACAGGUUGACCGGCUGACAGCUGAACUCGGCAGCCUCGAGACGGCACACAAAACGCUGAGGGAUGACAUGGCUUCAGAGCGGCUGCAGACUGCUGACCUCCAGGCCGAGCUAAGCGCCAGUGUACAGAAGAAGCUGGCGGCUGAGGGAGAAAGAGAGCGACUGGAGCUUGAGAUAGAGCGCCUCAAAAAGCAGCUCCAGUGGCAUCAAGAGCAGCUAUGCUCCACGAAGGAAGCACUUAGUAGCAGCCACAAGCCUGAACUACACACAGCUCAUGUAGAAUCUAGACUUAGUCCAGUGGAGAAGACCAAGGAUGAGUGCUUCAGUCAGCUUUCGUGUUUGAAGGAGGAGCUGAAUCAUCUGCAGAGGAAGCUUGGGGACGAGCGGCAGCUGGCCUCUCAGCACCAAAUGGCCCUUCAGGCUCAAGUCAAUGAAGCCCAGGCACGCGUCAAGUCCCAAGACUCAGUGCUCAGCCAGAAGGCAGAGGAAGCUAAACAGAUGAAGCAAGACCUGCAGAGGGCCCAGAGCCUGUUUACCUCAGCAGAGAGAGAGCUGCGCUAUGAGAAGGAGAAGAGCAUGGACCUGAAGCGACACAACACUCUGCUGGACCAGGAAAAACUUAAGCUUUGUGCAGAACUGAAGCAGGUCCAGAACAAGCAGGUCCAGUUGGAGCAGAAAGUUCACACUCAGGUGGCUGAGUGUGAACGUCAGCAGCAGAAAAUCAGGGAAUUGGAGCUGGAGCUGGCACGCAGCUGCACAAACCGCAGCGCCACCACUAGUCUGCAGGAGGACCUGCAGGCCGAGAGGGCACGGCUCAUUGCUGCUGACAAGAAGGUGUUGGAGCUGCAGCAACAGCUGAAGAGUGCACAGCACCAGCUGCGUGUGGAGGAAGCUCGGGCCGGCGAGAGCAGCCGCCUGGAGAGGGACAGCAGGGAUCUGUCUGACACCUUGUCAGCCCUGAGAGCCCAGCAGCAGGAGGAGCACAUCACCAGGAAGCUGUUGGAGCAGCGCGAGGAGGAGCUGCAGCAGCAGGUGCGCUCCCUGAGGCUGAAGGAGGCGUCGCUGACCAGGACAAACACAGAGCUCAGCCACCGUGUCCAGCAGCUGGAAACCCGUCUGUCCAUCCUGGAAACUGAGCUUAGCAAGGCUCGAGAAGAGGCAAAAGACAGCCAGAAGUCAAGCCACAGAUUGCAGGAGGGGCUGGUGGCCUGUCAGCAGGAGUGUGAAAGACUGCAGGGGGAGCUGCAACAGGUCCUCCUCCAAUGUGAUGCACAUGUCAGGAAGUACAACGAGAAGCAGAGCCAGCACAAGACCAAGCUGCGUCAGGCCAAGCAGCUGUUUCUUAAGGCGACAGCUCAGAGGGACUGCACCAUCCAGAAGCUGGAGAACGACCUGGUGCUGGCCUCCAGCCUUUCACACAAGGAGAAGGAAAGGAUCCAGACAGUGAUGGAAGAAAAUGAGAAGCUUUUGGAAGAGAAGAGGGAACUGUUGCGUAAGAUAAGCGAGGCAGAGGAAAUGGGCAGCAAAGGCAUGAGGACCGCCUCAACAGUCCAACACAGGGUCAACGUGUUAGAAGUGGAAAACAGACAACUACAGGACCGAACCCUGAAGCUCUCCAACCAAGUCAGUUCCUUAGAGCGCGCCUUGAGGAACGUCCAGUCGUUCUACAGCCUGGAGAAUGUCAAAAAAGUGCUGCCUUCUGAUGGCGUCCUACAUUCAUCUGCACUAAGUCUGACGGCAGGUUCAUGUGACCCGCUGGACAUCCUGGACGCAAUCUGUCGCGCCAAGAGCGAUCGCGUGGUGGUGGAUGGCACCCGGGCGCCUUUCUCCACACACCAGCCAUCUGAGCAGGGAUACCUGAAUCUCACGUCCCCAUUGCUCCCUCCAGCCUCCACCAAAUGCACAGAGGAGAGCUCUAAUAACAGUGAGCAGGUAUGAGAGGAGGCGCGGUUCGGUGCGGUUGUUUGCAGCAGCGAGCUACCAGAGACAAUAAAUGCUGCAAGUCAGAGUAUUAGGUAGCCUGCCAUUUACACUACGGACACAAAUCCGAAUAAAAUAAUGAAAGAAUAUGUAGAAUGCAAAUAAUCUUUGUUAAAUAAAAACAGUAAUAAUGUAAGGGAGCUUCCACUGCAGUUCUGCUCAGGGUGACAUUCUGCAGAUUUGACUUGCAAGCACAGUGUUGUGAUCCAAGUCCAAACUGAGAGUGAAAAUUUGUGUAUUUGUAAAAAAAAAAAAAGGCCUGUGCAAGUGUCAAUCAUUCUUUAUUACAUCAUUUAUAUAACACAAGACGCAAUAGGAGAUUUGACUUGGACGCCAAAAAUGUGGCACAGUCUUGUUUGUACCUGCUGAGGGACUCGGUCAGUUGUUUGCGUCGGCACACCGAAGCAGAUCAGAACGAUUGAAAGCCUCUUAUUGGCUCAUGGGAGCGGUUGUUACAGUGUUUGUUUUUUUUAAAUAUAAAGCUAAAGGAUGAGACGAUGCACUUCACACUAGUGCAGUGAAUGUCAAAAAUACAUUUUGUGAGAUUGAGACUCUUAUGAACUAAGCACUUUAUAAGUUUUACUUGUGUUUACAUUUGGAAAACUGUAGCAGUGGAAUGCAAUAUUGGGGUAUUAAUGGUAUGCAUUUUUUCCCUGUUAGAUUUAAUGUCGGCAGUGUUUUGAUGCCUAAAAAUGCCUCUGGUGGUGUAAAUGUAUGGUUUUACUGUGUCAAAAAGUCUUUCAACAUGUCAGCAUUUUUUACUAAUUUACAUAUUCAUACUGAUAUCAUGUAUAACGAUGAUAUUUUUGUGGAGACUGUGUGAUGAAUAUUGGGCUCCACUUUGAAAUCGGUCACUAUUAUAGCUUGAUAGGUGCAGCCACUCCAGUAUUUGCAAUGUGCAAUUUUAGUUUUAGU
Molecule: messenger RNA, 4986 nt
Organism: Stegastes partitus (bicolor damselfish)
Lineage: Eukaryota; Metazoa; Chordata; Actinopteri; Pomacentridae
Gene: ccdc30
Product: coiled-coil domain containing 30
Exons: 28
Coding region: 277-4029 (1250 amino acids)
Source: RefSeq, a predicted model, not a curated record